GAGUGAACAGCGCAAAUUCAUCUAUGGGACUUCAAUCUAAAAUGGCGUGGCAGCCAGAGGAGAAUGGUCUCCAACAGAUAUUGCAACUGCUGAAAGAAUCUCAGUCACCAGAUAAUGCCACCCAGAGAAACGUUCAACAAAAACUUGAAGAGCUGAAUAAGUAUCCCGAUUUUAACAAUUACCUAAUUUUUGUGUUAACAAAGUUAAAAACUGAAGAUGAUCCAACCAGGUCCCUCAGUGGAUUAAUUCUAAAGAAUAAUGUCCGUGCUCAUUUUGAGAAGUUCCCCUCAGAAGUCACAACAUUUAUAAAACAAGAAUGUUUAAACAAUAUUGGGGAUCCCUCUCCACUCAUCAGAGCUACCAUAGGAAUCCUGGUAACUACGAUUGUAGCCAAGGGAGAACUGAGGAACUGGCAGGAACUUCUACCAUCGUUAUGUAACAGUCUGGACUCUGAUGAUUACAAUGUUUGUGAGGGAGCAUUUGGUGCACUUCAGAAGAUUUGUGAAGACAAUGCAGAAGAUUUAGAUAAUGAUAGUACCAGACCAUUAAAUAUACUGAUUCCUAAGUUUUUACAGUUCUUUAAGCAUAAUAGUCCUAAGAUCAGGUCACAUGCAAUAGCCUGUGUAAAUCAGUUCAUUAUCAGUAGAACCCAGGCCCUAAUGGUUCACAUAGACAGUUUUAUAGAGAACCUGUUUUUCCUGGCAGCAGAUGAAGACACAGACGUAAGAAAGAAUGUGUGUAGAGCAUUAGUCAUGCUAGUGGAAGUCCGUAUGGAUCGUCUUAUCCCACAGAUCAACAAUAUUGUGGAGUAUAUGAUGUGUAGAACCCAAGAUGAUGAUGAUAGUGUAGCAUUAGAAGCUUGUGAAUUCUGGUUGUCAUUGGCAGAACAACCUAUAUGUAAAGAAGUACUAGGAUCACAUAUAGAUAGACUUAUACCUGUCUUAGUUAAAGGAAUGAAAUACUCAGAAAUAGAUAUUAUACUUUUAAAGGGUGAUGUAGAAGAAGAUGAUAUGGUUCCAGACAAAGAAUCGGAUAUCAAACCAAGAUUUCACAAGUCUAAAUCACACACACAGAAACACACAGAUGGGGAUGCUGAUGGUGAACUAUCAGAUGAUGGAUAUGAUGAUGAUGACAGUUUAUCUGACUGGAACCUAAGGAAGUGUUCUGCUGCUGCACUGGAUGUGUUAGCCAAUGUCUUUCGUGAUGACAUAUUACCAGUGUUAUUACCUAUAUUGAAAGAGACAUUGUUUCAUAAUUCGUGGGAAAUCAAGGAAUCAGGAAUAUUAGUGUUGGGAGCUAUUGCAGAAGGUUGUAUGACUGGAAUGAUUCCACACCUUCCUGAGUUGAUACCAUACCUGAUCAGCUGUCUAGGUGAUAAGAAAGCUCUAGUUAGAUCUAUAACAUGUUGGACAUUGAGUAGAUAUGCUCACUGGGUUGUAGGACAACCACAUGAGCAGUAUCUCAAACCAUUAAUGGAAGAGUUGUUGAAGAGAGUAUUGGAUGCCAACAAGAGAGUACAGGAAGCUGCUUGUUCAGCAUUCGCUACCCUGGAGGAAGAGGCCUGUACAGAACUGGUUCCUUAUUUAGGCUUCAUACUUGAAACUUUGGUGUUUGCAUUCAACAAAUAUCAGCACAAGAACUUACUGAUAUUAUAUGAUGCUAUAGGAACUCUGGCAGACUCUGUAGGCCAUCACCUUAACAAACCGGAGUAUGUCAACAUGUUAAUGCCACCACUCAUAGAAAAAUGGAAUGUCCUGAAGGAUGAAGACAAAGAUUUGUUUCCUUUGUUAGAGUGUUUGUCCAGUGUAGCUACAGCUCUUCAGUCUGGUUUCCUGCCAUACUGUGAACCAGUCUACAGAAGAUGUGUGUCUCUUGUAGAACAGACAUUGAACCAAAAUUUUCGCCACAGUUAUGGUGUCUUGCAGGCUAACCAAACCCAACCAGACCAAGUAGAUCCUCCAGAUAAAGACUUUAUGAUAGUGGCAUUGGACCUGUUAAGUGGACUAGCUGAAGGACUAGAACACCAUAUAGAUUCCUUAGUAGCUAAUAGUAACAUCUUGAAAUUACUGUAUCAGUGUAUGCAAGAUCCUAUGCCAGAAGUACGACAGAGCUCAUUUGCCUUGCUUGGUGAUUUGACAAAGGCUUGCUUUCAGCAUGUUAGACCUUGUAUUGGGGAAUUCAUGCCAAUCCUUGCAGCAAAUUUAAAUCCUGAGUUCAUAUCUGUGUGUAACAAUGCUACAUGGUCGAUUGGAGAGAUUUCAGUUAAAAUGGGUAUAUCAACCGUUAAUAAUAAUAAUAAUAAUUUAAUUAAUGGAACAGGAAACGACAUGCAGCCCUAUAUUACCAUGGUGAUAAGUCCACUUGUAGAUAUUAUAAACAGACCUAACACACCAAAGACAUUGUUAGAAAACACAGCGAUAACAAUUGGUCGCCUUGGUUUAGUCUGCCCACCAGAGGUUGCUCCUAUGUUACAGCAGUUUAUUCGGCAGUGGUGUAGUUCUCUAAGAAACAUUCGUGAUAAUGAGGAAAAGGAUUCUGCAUUCCGAGGCGUUUGUCAGAUGAUUAAUGUGAAUCCAGGGGGAGUUAUUCAAGACUUUAUAUUUUUCUGUGAUGCAGUUGCUUCCUGGUCACAACCAAAAGCUGAUUUGAAAGAAAUGUUUUAUAAGAUUUUACAUGGUUUUAAGAAUCAAGUUGGAGAGGAAAACUGGACAAAGUUUUCUGAUCAGUUUCCUCAGCCUCUCCGUGAGAGGCUAGCCGUUCAAUAUGGAGUGUGACUCAAGACUUCCAAAAGUCAUGGGGUUAAGGGAAAGUGCUGCCAGGGAAUAUCCCACAGCACCAUGGGUCAACACACAUGGGGUUGGCAUCGCGAAGGGGAGGGCCAACGCGUAGGGGGGCCUCUGCAAUACACAGCAUUGUAACAAGUAGGGAAUUUUUAUUUCCUUCUAAUAAUGCUGUGGCUGCAGCUCCAAAUUUUACACAUCUCGCGGAAAGGGUGGGUCGCGUCACUGGGAGGGCUCGCGUUACAUAUAUAUCAUUACCACAGACAUCCUACUGGAUUGUUUAGAUAAAUUGCAUGCUUUCUCAGACUUUGUAUUGUAUAACAUCACUUUGCAGUGUAUGUAUGUCCAACUUCUAUUUUGUUAGAAACACCUAUUUAUAGUUGUUCCUCAAAACUAUUCAGUGUUUUCAGACAUUCACAAGUGUUUUCCAGAAAUUUGGGAUGAUGUAUCAGUUUAAAGUGAAAUGGUUUCAUGGAGAUAGGGAAAAACCUUUUUUAGAACAUUGAAUCAUAUGGAAACACAUUUGAAAAUGGAUGGUUUGUUAAUAGAUAACCAAAUUAUACAACACAGUGAGGUUAUAAAUUUUAAUUUUGAUUUAUGAACUAACACUUGUGCAAUGUUUCUGGACACAUGAUGGUAUAAGACAUUUAUUGUAUUUUGUCAUUUACUUAGGAAUGUUAGCUUCUUAGUGUAGCAGGGCUUAACUCAAGUAGUAUAUUUUAUGAAACAUCAAUAGUAAAGGUAAUUCUAAUUAAAACAGUAUAAAAGUUGUUCAAUAUCUACUUUUUUAGAAUUUUUGACAUCCAAAUUUGAUGUUGUGACUACACUCAAGUAAAUUUGGACAUAUAAAGGAUAUUGGAAUAAAGUACAAACAUGUGGCUUGAUUAUAUCAAUUAUGCAUGUUUCUUCACAAGUCUUGUGUCUUAAGUUAUGUGACAUAUAUUGUUUGAUAAAACUUUGAAUCUUGAACCUUAAAGUUAAUUGGUAAGGAACUUUAAAGUUGUGAAAAUCAGUCGGUACAGUUAAGGUUAAAAGUUAAUCCAGAUUAUGAAGAUUCCAAAUGCACAUUUUAGAUUUUAUUUCUAUAGAUGAAGGAAAUGUUUUGCAGGAUUAAAACAAUUUUCAAUUAUUUUGAUUUAAUUUUUCAGAGUGGGUUAUUUUUAAUAUUAUUUAUUAGUAAAAUGGGAACAAAUGUGUUUUGAUUGUUAACCCUGAUAUAGCACUAAGAAGCUAUUCAUAUUAAUAUAGAGGUAAGAUAUUUUCUAUUUUCUUGAUUAAAUAAUUUUUGGAGAGCAUAACCAGUGAAUCAACACGACUUGAGCUGUGACAAAUUGCUGUGAUGUUUGUCACAUUGACCUACUCAUAGGUGAUAGGUCAGGAUCAUGACCUUGUAAGGGUUGGUAGGAGAAGACUAGCACUUGAGCAUUUCACAUUGUAAUUGCAUUAGCAGUGUAUUGAAGUUAGUUGAAAAAAGUGGUCCCAUUUAAUUUUAAUUCAUUUAACAUAAUAUUUGCAGUUUAUGCUUGUCCAGGAGGAAAUAAUUUUGUUUAUACUUUUUUGGGUAGAAAUCUGCUAACAGCUCUUCAUUGGUACCAUUUGAAAAAAUCAUUUAGUAUGUAAAGUUUAUAACUUAGUUUCCCUGAAGCUGAAGCAAUUAUUGAUAUAGUUGGCUAGUAACUGAAGCAAUUACUUUGUGGAAUGUUUGGGUACUCUGCUCUUGUUUUAUUUUUUUUUUAUUUGUCUGUGAUCUAUACAUAUAUUUGUUAUUUAAUUUUUUGCAGUGAGGAUUUUAUUUUUUUAGAUUUUUUUUUUCUCUGUUGUUUUUAAAUUUUUACUGUUGUAUAUUUUGUACGUUGUGUUAAGUGAUGUGUUAUUGAUGGUAUUUCUACACAGGAAGUGUUCAUAAUUCUGGGAUUUUUUUUAACUGGUUAAUUGUCAGGUAUCAAAUUUUAAACACUGGGUCUCAACACAAUACAGUCUGUAGAUCAUUAGUGCUGUUGUAAAUACAUCUUUUAUUGUGCAUGCUUUAAAAUUAAAAAAGAUAUAUGAA
Mytilus californianus (California mussel) is the source of this 4830-nucleotide messenger RNA. RefSeq names its product transportin-1-like. The coding region runs from base 24 to 2774 and encodes 916 amino acids. Gene Ontology annotation, biological process: protein import into nucleus. Gene Ontology annotation, molecular function: small GTPase binding; nuclear import signal receptor activity. The record is from RefSeq and is a predicted model, not a curated record. Gene Ontology annotation, cellular component: cytoplasm; nucleus. NCBI's taxonomy places the organism in Eukaryota, Metazoa, Mollusca, Bivalvia, Mytilida, Mytilidae. The transcript is spliced from 22 exons.